UGGAAGUGGAAGUUCAGCAGGACUAGGAUGGGGAUAAACCUAUUGGCUAAGGUCACCCAACAAUUGAUUGUUCUUCCUGGGCAUAAAAUGCCGGACAGUAUUUAAACCCGCGGAGUCUCCAAAUGCUUCAACCGGAAUUUCGAGAAGUGAAUUCGUCGGGAUUUCCAUCAGUGAUAUCGAACUGCAAAAAAUGAUUCUGCAAGGCUGACAAACAUCCCUGAGAGAAAACCAAUUGCAAACCGAAAUGUUUUAAAACAGGUUUCCAGAGCAGUUUUAAACGGCAAGUCGAAGGUGCAGUCAUUUCUCCAAAACCCCUCUCUGUCCAGCACUGUCCAGCCUUUCGAUGGAGAACGGCGAGCAACCAAUGAAGUGACGCUAAAACGUCGAGCCUCUUUGUGGUGGCCCAAUCGGAUUGUGGUUAUUGGGGGGUGCCGCUGUCAAUCAUCUGAGGAGCAAUGACCCGGGAGCGGAGAGAAAGAGCCGAGAGAGUCAGUGUUAACUAACCUCCGCUCGCACUCAGAUCCCAGGCCAACGAGCAGCGAUGCCUUGCGUGCCCAUCUCACCACAGAAGUACGGACAUCACCGAUAACUCCACAGAGAGAGAGAGAGAGGGAGGGAGGGAGAGAUAAACAACGUUUAGAAAACUUCGAGGAGAACAGCAUUUGCUAAAAUGGCUGUUCGCGGUAACACCUUGACCCCGUUCUCCAUCCAAGCAAUUUUAACCAGAAAAGAUGAGAAUCGACACUCGAAAAAUCUGGACGUGUCCUGUAUCUCGCCCGCGACCUGUUGGAAGAUGUUGAACGCUUUGGAUUCCUGUCCAAAGAUCACUGCGUCUUCUGGGAAGAUCGAUACGGGGAGAGAUCUGCCGAGCGAGCAGCUCUGUUCUGACUCAGAUUCGGGCGUCAGUGAUGAAAAUGACUGUAAAAAUCAUUCGAUGUGCAACUCGGAAAAGGAGCUGGAAAUUGCUGCAGCAUGCUCCUUCCAGUCGAAACCAAUGAAGGAAGCAAGUUCGAGUCUCAGCGAAGGGAAGGAUGAUACUAAGGACUAUCUGUGUAGCGGAGGAACGCCAGAACAUUUAGCAGCUCCGAGCCCCGUUGACGAAGACUGUAAAUCUGAGCAGAGCCCGGAUCAGCCCAAGCAAAGGAAGAAACGCUCCAGAGCCGCCUUCUCUCAUGCCCAGGUAUUUGAGCUGGAACGCCGCUUCAAUCACCAGAGAUAUCUGUCUGGGCCCGAGCGGGCGGAUCUCGCCGCUUCUCUCAAACUCACCGAAACUCAGGUCAAAAUCUGGUUCCAGAACCGUAGGUACAAAACCAAACGGCGGCAGCUUGCCGCUGACCUGAUGGCUUCGGCCCCAGCGGCGAAGAAAGUAGCGGUGAAAGUAUUAAUCCGGGACGAUCAGAGACAGUACAGCCCGGGAGAAUUGCUUCGGCCAUCACUGCUCUCCCUCCAGCCGUCCUACCAGUACUAUCCGUUCACCUACUGCCUGCCUGCAUGGACAGUAACCGCCUGCACGGGGACUCAAUAGAUUCUUGUUUUUAAAUGAACCAAGUUUCAACACGCGCCCUUAAAACUACCGUAUUUAUUUGCGUUGGUGUGAAGUAUAAGCUGCAGACUGGGCUCAGCAGAUGGAGUUUCCAUGGUAUCCAUGUAAUUGAUAUUUAAUUCCAAUUCAGCUUCAAAUAAUGAAAGACCGCCGGAAAGGGAGAGAGAAAACAAAAUGCUGCCGACGUCCUCUAAAUCUCACAGAAAAGAAUCUCGAAGUUUGGCCUUGGUUGGACAUGCUUUACUUUUCCUUUUGUUUUGCGAAGCAACGUGUGCUGAAUGUAUGAACCAUAGAGAAACUGCGGGCUGUCUCUUAAGUGCAAAUAUCUAAAGAGAGAUAUAUUUUGUUGUAUUGUACUCCCUGGUUAAGAACAGCGGAGGGGAAAAGCGCAGAACAUUUAACACUUUCUCGCAGACUGGUUUCGGUGAUGUUGUCAAGAUGUUUGCCCCAAUCUCAAAAUCAUUUCGAUCUGUGAUUAUAUCCGAGCAGUUAAUAGGGGUAAGAAUUUAGCACUUUCCGUUCUUUUUGAUAUUUAGUAGCGAUUAGUGUGGGCGAUCUUAUUGCAGGCUUUUCUUUGUAAUAGCAGCGUGUGUAAAGUUAUAACUGGUUAAUCGUUUCUCCUGAAUGGAUCCGGAAUUUAACAUAAAACUAGGAACGAAUGUUUAAACACGGUACAAACAUCAGCGACAAAGGAUGGCUCGGUUCAGGAUGGUGCCUCUGGAGUUGUAACCCUCUUAUGAAAGUGUUCGCUCUGCAUUAUUUCCAGUUCUUAAAACAAUAAAAUCUACUAUGACUUUAAAAAGUGCCUUUUG
Molecule: messenger RNA, 2355 nt
Organism: Chiloscyllium plagiosum (whitespotted bambooshark)
Lineage: Eukaryota; Metazoa; Chordata; Chondrichthyes; Orectolobiformes; Hemiscylliidae
Source: RefSeq, a predicted model, not a curated record